AUGGUGGCCUACAUACACCAGGAUCUGCCAGAGUUCAGCCCUUCGAUAAAUCACACUCCAUGUGUUGACAACAUAAAUGGUUUGACAUCUGCUUUCCUCUUCUCCCUGGAGACUCAGGUUACUAUUGGCUAUGGUUUCAGGUGUGUUACGGAACAGUGUGCCACUGCCAUUUUCCUGCUGAUCAUUCAGUCUAUCCUAGGGGUUAUCAUCAACUCGUUCAUGUGCGGGGCCAUCUUGGCCAAAAUCUCUAGGCCCAAAAAGAGGGCAAAAACCAUCACCUUCAGCAAGAAUGCCGUCAUCAGCAAGCGUGGCGGAAAGCUGUGUCUCCUCAUUCGGGUGGCCAACCUCCGAAAAAGCCUUUUGAUUGGGAGCCACAUCUAUGGCAAGCUCUUGAAAACCACCAUCACACCUGAAGGGGAGACCAUCAUCUUGGACCAAGUCAACAUAGACUUCGUAGUCGAUGCCGGAAAUGAGAAUCUCUUCUUCAUCUCCCCCUUGACCAUCUACCACAUCAUUGACAAGCGCAGCCCCUUCUUUCACAUGACGGCGGACACCAUCCUUCAACAUGACUUUGAGCUGGUGGUGUUUCUGGAUGGGACGGUGGAAUCCACCAGUGCCACCUGCCAGGUGCGGACCUCUUACAUCGCCGAGGAGGUGCUGUGGGGCUAUCGCUUUGCUCCUAUGGUCUCCAAGACCAAAGAAGGGAAGUACAGGGUGGACUUCCAUAACUUUGGCAAACCUGUGGAGGUGGAGACCCCUCACUGCGCCUUCUGCCUUUACAACGAGAAAGAUGCCAGAGCCAAAGCAAAGAUGGGCUAUGACAACCUCGGCUUCCAAAUUCAAGGAGUCGGUGAAACCAAUGACACAAAAAUGUAA
Podarcis lilfordi (Lilford's wall lizard) is the source of this 876-nucleotide messenger RNA. The record is from the annotation of a GenBank genome assembly. Lineage: Eukaryota; Metazoa; Chordata; Lepidosauria; Squamata; Lacertidae.